AUGUUUGCACAACCUCCAAGCGGCUUGACCACACCACCUAACAGCGUUCCCUCUACGCCUAUUCCAAGCAUUGAGCGCUUCCCUCGCGUCGAGGAUGACAGCUUAUAUGAUUUGAUUGGAGUCGGUCUGGGUCCGACACAUCUCGCACUCGCUAUCGCACAUGAAGAGAGCAGCAGCGAAAGUGAAAAAUGUCUCUUUAUGGAAGUUAAGGAUGAAUUCAGCUGGCAUGCUCCACUUUUAUUACCUGCAUCUAGGAUGCAAAUUAGCUUUCUAAAGGAUCUCGCAACAUUCCGUAACCCUGCUUCAACUUACACCUUCGUCAACUACCUUCACUCUCAUGGUAUUGAUCGUUUAGCCGGUUUCUCGAAUAUCGGAUGCUGGACGCCGUCUCGUACUGAAUGGGCAGCAUACCUUACUUGGGCUGCUGAAAGGUUGAGUGACGUGGUCGAAUACUCCACUCGCGUUCUCAAUGUCGAGCCAGUCAUUGAGGACACUAAGGUGCACAAACUUCGUGUCACGUCGGUACACUAUCCUACUGAGACUAUCCACGUAAGAUACACGCGAAACAUCUCUGUCGGAGUAGGCGCUAUACCUAAGAUUCCACAAGUCUUCUCCACUGCUGAAAAAGCAAACAAUGCGAUAACUCACACAUGUCAAUACCUUCCUACACUCAGAUACUUGUUUGGUCACCAUGAAGAGAACACAGAGUUUAAUGGCAGCUUUGCAGUUAUUGGUGGAGGACAGUCCUCAGCAGAGGUAUACAACGACCUCAUCAAUCGCUAUCCAAAUGCCAACGUCGAUCUUAUCUACAGAGCCUCGGCACUCGUCCCAGCUGAUGACAGUCCGUUCGUCAAUGCUAGAGCUUUCGAUCCAGCUUCGACGGAUGAGUUCAACAGACUCACUCCACAAGCCAGGAUGGAGCGCUUAGAAGAGUUUAAGAGGGCCAAUUACUCGUGUGUUGCACCGGAGCUUCUCGAAGGGCUCUACAAGCUUCUUUACAAGCAGCGGGUGAAGGAGGACAUAGCCAGAGAUGCAGGACUGCCCAUCCCAGCAGCGCAAUACAACAUCAAGUCAAACAGCAAAGUGACAGCCGUUAAGCUCAACGGUAAGCGUACGAUACUUGACAUACAAUCUACGCUGGACUUUAACGACCGUGAAAAUCUUGAGACACCAGUAUCAAAAGAGUAUGAUGCCGUCUUUUUAGGAACUGGAUAUGAGCGUCCACCAACGCAGCUGGAGUUUUUGCGAGACGUGUCGCCAUACCUACCUAAACUGAAGACAGCUCUGUCUGUAGCGCAACUCGAGCCCAGCGCUAAGGUGCCACCAUUGGUUGAGCGUAAUUACUACGUUGCGCCGGAGAGUGAGGAAGUGUUUAAACCACGCGUGUUCUGUCUUGGUCAGAAUGAACAGUCUCACGGACUCUCAGACAGUCUUCUCUCUGUAGGCGCUGUGAGAGCGGGAGAGGUGUUUUCAGCGCUAUCAAAAUAA
Molecule: messenger RNA, 1488 nt
Organism: Wallemia ichthyophaga EXF-994
Lineage: Eukaryota; Fungi; Basidiomycota; Wallemiomycetes; Wallemiales; Wallemiaceae
Product: L-ornithine 5-monooxygenase
Exons: 3
Coding region: 1-1488 (495 amino acids)
Biological process (GO): intracellular iron ion homeostasis
Source: RefSeq, a predicted model, not a curated record